AUGAAUGUGGUCUUGGCGGACUGCGAAGAGUUUCGAAAGAUCAAGUGGCGUUGUCCUGUUAAAGUGGUCAUGGCGGAGGAAACGAAGGCGUCGGAGUUGACGGAAGAGCAGUGCCGACGCGUCUUAGAAGAUCGACAGAAAGAACAUCAGCAAAUAUGUAAUCAGGCGCUGGCGCAAGCACGUAGCACCUGUGCCAAGUUGAGCGAGGCCCAAAGUGAUUUGGACCAUGGCAGGUUGACUUGCCGCGAGAAUUGCCCUGAUGAAGUUCAUCGGCUUUUCUCUAUUCCUAGCACUACAGUGGAGAUUCAGGAUCUGAUCUUCAACGAGACCCCGCUCGUGGUGCGAACCUGCGGGCCACACCGCUUUAAGACGGGGCAGAUCGUGCUUCUCACCGGGAUCAAAGCGAAGACUGGCGCUCCAUCGCAGCUUCAGGCCCUGGUAGAAGGCUUGAGUCGUGGCGAUCAGGCCAUGGCGUGGGUCGACGAUUGCCGUUUCGCCUUGUGCUCCGUGUCCCAGUUGCCCUGCAGCGAAGAAACGGCGCGGGACUAUAUCGACUUCUCCGGGGCGCAGGUGGCCCUGAGCGUUUCCACCUGGGCCCUCCGAAAGGGCUCCGUCACUCUCUCGGUCUUGCUGAGCCUUUCCAACGCCGCCUCAUCCUCGGGGCUAGGACAUGUUGCUGGCAAGGGCUGGGCUGGUCUCUGUGUCAUUGGUGAUAGCCUUCGGAGCGUCGUAGACACCACCGCCAGCCAUGUGGAACAGCGACAGCAGACUCUGGCACCUGGGAGGUGGGCGGACGGCCUGUCUUGGAUACAGGGUGGUUUAAGAAGCGCCAGUGACUUAAGGGCUCCCGACGUGCCACAGGCCUUGACCAAUUUCUGGGGCCGCUGUGUGGAAUUGGCCCAGCCCGCCUCGUGGAACGCCUCGCUGAAUGCUGAGUCCUGUGAGGAAUGCAUUCAGCCCUUCGGGGGUGGUCUUGGAUCCAAGAACGACUCCUCGAAGCACCACUGUCGCCACUGUGGUAGGGUGAUCUGCGACGCCUGCUCGAAGGACCGAUUGUGCGUUCCUUGGGAAGGCCAUUCCAAGGCCGUGCGAGUUUGUAAGGCCUGCAAGGAAGUGGUGGAGGUCAGGAACCAUGCUUUGCAAGUGUACGACACCUUGUCAGAGCGGAUCCGUUUAGUGCGAACGGGCCACAUCUUGCAGCCAAAGAAGGGCGCGGGAAAGGGACCGCCUUUACCAAAAGGAAAGGGCAAGGGCAAAGGGAAGGCCAAGGAAGCCUCGGGCCUUGGAGCACUCGCCUCAGAUGUGAAACCCGGCCUCGGUGACUGGGUGGAUCUGGAAAGACCCGACAUCAAAUUCACCAGGUCAAAAAUGCCACCACCGUCGCAAAAUGCGCACAACAAAGAAGCUCUUUUCCUCAGGGUGGCAAUGCAAGGAUGCAAACAUCACCUGGCAGAGAUCGAAGAUGCGCUGAGAAAUGUCACGCUGGAGGGUGCGAAGAACGUGGACAGUUGGUUUGAAGCGGUGGAUCAGAUCAUGCCUCUGGAAGACAAGUUCUCCUCCUCGUUCUUGGAAUGUUUGAAGGAUGUUCCAGAGGAUGACCUGGGAGAAGUGACCCAAGACCAGCGUCACUUGCGCCGACUCUUCGUGGGUGUUCGCUCGUCGCUUCAGCUUCGCUGGCGAGCCUUGCGCCUGCUCCACGAGCUGGCGAAUCCCCAGGAGUCGUACUGGAAACCCAUCUUUGCCGCGCAACGUGCCAUCGACAUGACGCUGGACUCGAGCGGCUCCUCCUCCUCCUCCUCCUCCACGGACUCGACGGUCUCCACGGUAGACUCGUGUGGAUCUCCCUCCGAAAAUUCACCACAACUCCGGGAAGAGGUGAAGAAUCUGGUGGCUCUGCUCUUUCAACUCUCAGGAGGCAAGUACGAGAAACUGCCUGAAUUGGCCGAUCGCACCCAGGUGGGGAAGACUGGUUUGCAGCUCUUUAGCAGGGCCUGGGAAACAGGAAUGACGCAGAAGCUAUGCAACAUGAAAACCUUGGUGGAGACCUUGCGCCCGGUCUUGGAGGACGAGGGUCUGGGAUGUUUGCACGUUGCCUUGGGCGAUUUCCAGGCGAAAAACCAGGAGCUGCGGCAGCUCGGAAUUAUGAAGGAAGUGGAACAAGGUCUGCUGGAAGUCCUGGAGGGUGGGAAGUUGUUGCUGUCCGCUUUCGGAGUGAAAUGUUCUGAGGGCUGCCCUGCAAGGGCGCUGGCGAUUGACGUUGAUUUGCACCUCGAGAGUUUGAGGGUGUUAUUGGAUGGCCUACAGAAAGCCGACCCAACUCCAGUGGCUCCGGUUGCCCCAAGGAGGGCCAAAGUGGAAAGAAGCUGCGGUCAAAAUCCUGUCCCUCGAAGUGGGAAGGGAAAGCCAACGAGAUGGAGGAGACCGCCCAAAAGCAAGCAGGCAAACGCCCCUCCUCAGGCACCAUCCGGGGAAAACCACGAUGAGUCGGAUGAGACCCACGACGAGGCAGAGGUGACCCAGGUGGACAGCCACGAGGCCCAAAAAAAAACACCGCAGCCACCAGCGCCUGCCACUGGCGCCGAGCUACCUGACACCCACAAGGUGGAUGUGGCUGCCCAGAACUGA
This is a messenger RNA of Cladocopium goreaui, 2625 nucleotides long. The record is from the annotation of a GenBank genome assembly. Lineage: Eukaryota; Dinophyceae; Suessiales; Symbiodiniaceae.